Darwinula stevensoni is the source of this 971-nucleotide messenger RNA. The record is from the annotation of a GenBank genome assembly. NCBI's taxonomy places the organism in Eukaryota, Metazoa, Arthropoda, Ostracoda, Podocopida, Darwinulidae.
GUUCGAAGGCGGUGGAAGUCAGUUUCUUCGUAGCCGUAGCGGAGAUGAGGGGGAUUUUCGUGGGUUUCGUCGUGUUGGUGGCGCUCGUAGGGGUCCGGGGAGGGAACUUGGUCCUCAAGGGCAAGGGCAAGGACAAGCAGGGCGAGGACCAAGAAUGGUGGCAGAGUUCUGUCCUUUACCAGAUCUACCCGCGGUCCUUCAUGGACUCGGACGGCGACGGAGUGGGAGACAUCAAAGGGAUCACAUCCAAGCUGGACUACCUGGUGGAACUCGGGAUCCGGUCGGUCUGGCUGUCGCCGGUCUACGAGAGCCCGAUGAAGGACUUCGGCUACGACAUCUCCAACUUCACCAACAUCGACCCGAUCUUCGGGACGCUGGAGGAUUUCUUCGAGAUGCAGGAGGCCAUGAAGGACAGGGGGAUCAAGCUGGUGAUGGACUUGGUGCCGAAUCACAGCAGCGACCAGCACGAAUGGUUCAAUAGGAGUCUGGCCGGGGAGGCGCCCUACGACGACUAUUACGUCUGGGUCGACCCCAAGUUCGACGAUGAGGGAGAACGCCAACCGCCCAGCAACUGGCUGAGUGUGUUCGGGGGAUCCGCAUGGACCUACAGAGAAGAACGAGAACAGUACUUCCUCCACCAGUUCCUCCCGGAGCAACCGGACGUGAAUGGUUACAACGAGAACCUCAUCCAGGCCCUUUCCGACGUGUUCCAAUUCUGGCUGGACAUGGGCGUGGACGGAUUCCGCGUGGACGCCAUCAAGCACUUCGCCGAGAUCGAGGACUAUUACCAGGACGAAGCGGAAUCCGGCAUCCCUGACCUCCCGGAAGGGAACUACGAAAACCUCUACCACAACCUCACCACCAACCAGCAACAGACGUUCGACGUCCUCCGACGGUGGCGGUUGCUGCUCGACGCCGCGACCGAGGCGAGCGGGAGUCCGAAGUACGUCGAAAUUAAUUAUUUUAAAUAA